This is a messenger RNA of Topomyia yanbarensis, 10644 nucleotides long. RefSeq lists its product as uncharacterized. Gene Ontology annotation, molecular function: iron ion binding; monooxygenase activity; heme binding. The record is from RefSeq and is a predicted model, not a curated record. The coding region runs from base 422 to 4345 and encodes 1307 amino acids. NCBI's taxonomy places the organism in Eukaryota, Metazoa, Arthropoda, Insecta, Diptera, Culicidae. The transcript is spliced from 7 exons.
AUGCAUUAGUCAAGUGCCAUGGUUCUGAAGAGACGAAGUCGAAACGCAAACACCUUGAUUAAUUAUAGUUAGGUUUUGUGCCCUUCAUGCAUAAAGACGGUUUAAACCAAUUUUCUCCUUAGGGAGUAAUAUAGCAUAUUUUAAUUGGUUUGUUGACAUUCCGGAACGUGUACUUGUCCAAAAAUUGCAUAUUUUAUGAUUGGUAUUGGAUUUGUUACACUUUGUGCUGCCGUUUGCUGCUUACCAACACAGUUUUGACGGGAAAAAGUACUUACCUAAUUUUACCAGUAAACAUUCAAUUUUUACAAUUACUUGCGCGUAGUUGCUGCCUCGUAUAAAUUGAAUAUGGUUUACCAACAAAUCAGCUACAUAAACACGACAACGUUAUCAUCAUGUCAGUAUUUCAAGUGAAGGUGCAAAAAUGAGUGUCUUUUUGAUAGGCUUGGCAGUGAUAUUACUUCUUUUUCGUUGGAUCUACAACCAUUUUCAAAAUCGGUACCAAUUCUGGAAGCAGCGCAAUGUACCCUACUUGGAGCCACGGUUUCCGGUUGGAAAUGUGGGCGAAACGCUCCAAUCAAAGGUGCACUUUGCUUACAUCAUGGAAAAACUGUACAAACAGUUAAAACACCACGGAGACUACGUCGGAAUUUUCUUCUUCCGUGAUCCGGUUCUGAUGGUACUGACGCCGGAGUUUGCCAAAACGGUGCUGGUAAAAGAUUUCAAUUACUUCAUCGAUCGGGGCGUGUACAGUAACGAACGGGAUGACCCUCUGUCGGCUAAUCUGUUCUUCAUGGAGGGUCCCCGAUGGAGGAAGCUACGAGCUAAGCUGACACCGACGUUUACCUCCGGCAGGUUGAAGGCAAUGUUCCAUACCAUUUUGGCGGUAGGGGAACAGUUCGAUCGGUACCUGCGGGAGUACACGAAGGAAAGAAACGAAGUCGAGGUUAAGGAUUUGCUGGCGAGGUUCACCACGGAUAUUAUCGGAUCGUGUGCGUUCGGGAUUGAUUGUAACAGUUUGGAAAAUCCGCAGUCAAAGUUUCGUGAGAUGGGUAAGAGGAUGAUUAAUUUUCCGAAGCUAAAAGCUUUGAAGCUGUUUUUUGCCAUGAUGUUCCGGGAUGCGGCGAGACGGUUAAGAAUCAGAUUCAAUGACGAAGAUGUUUCGGAGUUUUUCUUCGGCGUAGUGAGGGAUACGAUCGCGUAUCGAGAAAAGAAUAAUGUGCAGAGGAAAGAUUUUAUGCAACUGUUGAUUGAUUUGAAAAACAAGGGAUUCAUUGAUGGUGAUAAUGAGGGGGAAUCAGGCCAUGAUCGCUCGGAACGGCUAACGUUUGAGGAAAUAGCGGCACAGGCUUUUGUUUUCUUUUUCGCUGGGUUUGAAACUUCGGCUACGACCAUGACCUGUGUGCUGUAUCUGCUUGCAAAACAGCCGGAAAUUCAAGAGAAGGGAAGGCGAUGUGUAAUUGAUGUUUUGAAUAAGCAUCACGGGAAAUUUUCGUACGAAGCUCUCGCAGAAAUGAGUUACAUCGAUUGGAUCAUUCAAGAGACACUUCGGAUGUAUCCACCUGUAGCAACUCUUCAUAGAGUAACGUCAAAACCGUACAAAUUACCGAACGGUUUCGUCCUGCCCGAAGGAACAGGUGUGCUGAUACCGAAUUUAGCGUUCCAGCGGGAUCCAAAGUAUUUCCCGGAACCACUUCAGUUCCGUCCUGAGCGAUUCAUGGACAGUGAAAAGGAAAACCGUCCUAAUUUCAGUUAUCUGGCAUUCGGUGAGGGACCCCGAGUUUGUAUUGGAAUGAGAUUCGGUCUUCUUCAGACCCGGAUGGGAAUCGCACUGCUGCUGAGAAGCUAUCGAUUUCGGUCGUGUCCUAGAACAGCUACCUCGCUGGAAAUUGAUCCGGUCGCUCUUAUUCAAGGACCAGCCGGUGAUGUUUGGUUGGGUAUUGAUAAAAUAUAUUGGAUCCGAACUACGAUUGCUUGUAUACUGACAUCGACAUCGAUUUGUCCCAAAUGGUACACCAUUCCGAAUGGCAAAACCUACGCCGUGUUGCCGACAGUCUCGACAGCUACCAGUUUUCAACAGCAGGAUGUAGCCGAUGAAAUCUGCUGGAACUACUCGGUUAUCCACGCUAUCAGGCUCGGUCCGUACUCACAGAUCAGCUGUUUAAGUCUCGACUGGCGAAAGUCACUGACGAAGACGGUGAUGUUGAUGGCGAAAGUGAUUGCCUACGCAUUCCGUUGGUUUCAGGACGUGGUUGGGCUGAGUUCAACCGGGAGAUCGGUGCUCUGGACCUUCGGCGCAUGUUGUUCACCGAGCACUGCACAACACGUCAAGAACCUGAAUGCAAGACGAUUCGAGCAGAACCAUAAAGAGGUGAUCGAUGCAAUCAUCAAGCAACACUACGUUGAUGAUAUACUCGUUAACACUGAUACAGAGAAAAACACAGAGAAGCUCGCACAGGAAGUCAAAAAGAUUUACAAACAAUCAAAGUCUGCUACGGUCAUGGCAAACUUGAAACAGACAGCGCUUGAAGAGAAGAAUCUUAACAACGAUGACGAAGCUACUACAGAAAACGUGCUUGGAAUGUGGCGGAAUACAACGACAUGCCGAUGCACUUUUAAAUUGUUCUCCCGUUACGAUGAAAAUCUGCUCUCCAACGGUCGCGGCCGACCAAAAGCGAAGUUCUCCGCAUAUUCAAAUAAGAAGAACAUCAGUGAGCUGGAAUGCUCCUAUAGAAGACACGCAGUUCGAGAAAUAGUUAACGUGGCUGACCGUUUUUCGGAAGACACGAUCUGUUUCCGUGACCACUUAAUUGGACUCAUUCACUCUUCCGGUCAAACUGGUUUUCACCGUAAGAUGUGGAUCUACCUGCUGAUCACCGUUAUAUCACUGGCGGUUUGGUAUGUGCGCAAUAAGUACUCCUACUGGGAGCGCAAUGGAGUACCUUUCAUGAAGCCCCGGUUCCCAUUCGGAAACCUACAAGCGAUUGGACGUCGCGUUCAUUCGUCCCAGCUGAUGACGCGGUUCUAUCGGGAAAUGAAAGGGAAGCAUCCAUUCGGAGGAAUCUUUUUCUUCACGAAUCCGGUGGCGCUGGCGCUGGAUCUGGAAUUUGUGAAGAAUGUGCUGGUGCGGGAUUUUCAGUACUUUCACGACCGGGGAAUGUACUACAACGAAAAGGAUGAUCCCAUAUCCGCCCAUCUGUUCAACAUCGAAGGAACCAAGUGGACGAAUCUGCGGAAGAAGCUCAUCCCGACGUUUUCGUCCGGUAAGAUAAAGAUGAUGUGUCCGAUGAUCGUAAACGUGGCUGACCGUUUUCGAGAAUGCGUCGAAAGGAGUAUCGCAGCGGAUUCGGAAGUGGAAAUGAAAGAUCUACUCGCCCGUUUCACUACCGAUGUUAUUGGGACCUGUGCUUUCGGAAUCGACUGCAACAGUUUGAAUGAUCCGGAUGUGGAGUUUCGAAAGAUGGGGAAAAAGGUGUUUGAGCUGCCCUCGGGGAGAAUUCUGAAAUUUUUCUUUAUGGCAACGUUUAAGGAUUUUGCGAAGAAGAUACACAUCAAGGGCACUUCAGAUGACGUGUCCGAGUUCUUUUUCAAUGUCGUUCGGGAGACCAUCGAGUAUCGAGAGAAGAACAACGUACAAAGGAAUGACUUCAUGAAUUUACUUAUUCAGCUAAAAGAAAAAGGUGAGCUGGAUGACUCUGGCGAAAAGGUUGGUACGUUGAGCCUGAACGAGGUGGUGGCGCAAGCUUUCGUGUUUUUCUUGGGAGGUUUCGAGACGUCCAGUACAACGAUGUCGUACUGUUUGUACGAGCUAUCUUUAAAUGAGCAUGUGCAAGAUAAAGCUCGGCAAUGUGUGAGGAACGCUAUCGCCAAACAUGGCGGCUUGAAUUACGAAGCUGUUACGGAUAUGGACUACAUUGAACAAUGCAUUAAUGAAUCUUUGAGAAAGUACCCACCGGGAGCAAAUCUCAUUCGUAGUGUAACUAAGGACUACCAGGUUCCGAAUUCGGAUAUGAUUUUCAAGAAAGGAAUGGCCGUGAUGAUCCCGGUCUACGCGAUCCAUCAUGAUGAAGAAUACUACCCCGACCCGGAACGUUACGAUCCGGAACGGUUUAGCGCCGAAGGUAAUGCCGAGCGGAAACCGUUCACAUUUAUACCUUUCGGGGAGGGGCCAAGAAUUUGUAUUGCCGCCCGGUUCGGAAUGCUCGAGGCCAAGGUCGGAUUGGCGACACUGUUGCUGAAUUUCUCUUUCUCCAGAUGUUCGAAAUCCGUUGUGCCGUUGGUGAUUUCGCCGAAACAUGCCGUGCUGACACCAGCCGGGGGAUUGUGGUUGAAAGUCGACAAAUUGUGAGAUUACUGCUUUUUCGAGAAUAUUUUACUAUGAAAAAGCUUGCGUACAAUUCAUCCCAGUGAAUGAAAAUCUUGAUUGAUAAGUGAUAGAUAAUAAUUGAUAGAAGAAUCUUGAAGUGUGAUAUAUUUUCAAAACGAAUUUACUCGGUCAGUGAAGCAUUUGCUACAUGUGAUAAAAAAUUUGAUAGAAAUUAUUUUAAUCCCUGCAAAAUUAAUAAAAAUAAAAAAAUUAAUUUUCGAACGACGCUUCUCACAUCUUUCAGUGGUAAUUAAUCUAAAGUAUGCCGCUGUACAUACUCUUAGUGGGCCAUAAAUUGCCAAUGUGCUGCCUGUCUGGUCAAUGUCAAGCAAUUUGACCGAUUUUUCAUCAAGCGACGAUCUCUACAGAUUCUGAAGAUCCGCUAUUUAUUCAUCAAAAGAUGUUUGAGUCGUAUUUGGUUUAAAAGAUAAACGUUGAAGGAAUCGUUCAACAGUUCAUUUAUAUCAGAUAAAUAUUUUUUCUGUUCAUCAAGACGAUGUAUGCAACAAAUGUAUUGAAAAAUAUUCGUUUUAAGGAGAAACUCAGCAUAGGCUUUCAGCUAUUUUUGAAGAAGCGAUCUAGGCACUCUUAUGCAGAAAUGCUAAAAUAAAUUCUAUUUCUUAUUUUUGGACGGGUUAGAAUUUGCGAACAUUAUCAUUUGUCUUACCUUGAGAAAGUAGCAAAAUGGAAAAUGGUGAAUUUUAUAAAAAUAUAAAGGAAUUAACGGCUCAAUGUCCCUGCCACGCAGCGAUUGUAGCUUAGUAUUCUACUGUGGACUUCCAAAAGUAUAAUCCUCAAUAAUUGAUUCCUUCAAAAUAUUACUACACAAUUACAAAUGCGAUUCUUUUAUUGCGUGUGAAACUAACGUCCAACGUUAAUCUCAAUUUAAAUGAUUUCAACAUUAUUUUUCAUGACCGAGGCACCCCAUGCGAAUGAAUUAUUUUGGGAAUUAAAUGAAGUUAGCCCUUCUAUAGAACUAACCUCCUGAUAUUGAAAUAGGUGCAAAAACGAAUUUCCAUGCAGAUUGGCCUCAAGUUGAGACGUCUAUCGAAAUUAUUCUACUCCUCUACUGAUACUAUACCCACACUCUUCAAAUAGGCCCUUUGUGAUCUUCUACAGGACCAAAGACAAACAAACUUUCAAAAUAUGUAGAGCCCAAAUAGAAAGAUAUUCAGCCAUGGCAGAAAAGUCGCCCUGAUAAGCUUAGGGUGGUGGUACAUACAGUGACCGAAAUUCCUAUAAGCGCAUAGCAAAUUUUCAGCCACAAGCUCGAUUAAAAAAUCAAACGACGUCAAUAAUUACUGUAUGCGGUAUAUAUCCGUAAUAUAUGCUGUUUGAAGUAGUAAAUAUUUCUUUUUAUUUAUCAAUGCUUGGAUUGAAGAAAUAAAACAUACUUUGUGCACAGAAAUUCCUAUAAGCGCAGAUUUAAUUUUAUUUAAUAUUAAUGUAAUAAAAACAAUAAAUCUCAACUUUAGUAUUUUGUUUUCCAUUUUUCAGAAUUGUUUCGUAAAUUCUUUUCGGCAUAGAAUCGAUGAGAUUUUCCAACAUAUUUAUUGGAAUUUUUUGCCACUCCUCUCUGACAGCCAAUUGAAGCUGUCUGACUACUCCAAACUGGCGUCCAUCACUGUAUACUCGUCUUGCCAGGAUACCCCAAAGGUUCUCAAUGGGAUUCAGAUUAGUACUUCGUGCUGUCCACACCAGCAACGAGAUAUAUCGCUCGGCAAACCACUGUUUAGAUGCCUUGCUGACAUGAAUUGCAGCAUUAUCUUGUUGGAAAAUGAACUCAUUGUUCAUUACAUCUUCAGUAAAUGGUAUUAAAACACUCUAAUAAAUCAACGUAGCUUUCAGAGUUCAUUCUCGUAGAAAUAGUUGCCAUCGGUGUCUUUCCUUUGCGUGAAAAUGCGGCCCACACCAUUAGACUACCACCUCCGAAAUUUCUGCUAAGUUUUACCUCCGAAUUCUUCCAUAGAUCGUGCCAAUAAUAUGCACAGCAGUCGGGACCGUCGAGGUUGAAUUUCUGUUCAUCAGAUAAUAUUACGUUGUCCCAUUCUGUCUUCCAAGACAUCAUUUUUGGCGAAAUCCAACCUUGCCUGAAUGUGUCUUGGCGUCAGAUUGGGUUUUUUGGUUUUUUUUGUGUACACCAUAUGUCCUGAGCCACGCAAUAUUUGACAAACUCUCCUGUUUGUGAUGGGAAGUUCCAGUUCUUCCUUUAUUCCUGAAGAAUUGAACUUUCCUGUCUCACCCAACUGAAUAAUUCGGUUGCGUUCCCGGUUGGUAAUUUUGGAAAUACCUCUAUUUUUCUUCCGGAUGCCGUAGUUUUCACCUUUCUUCAGGAAAUUUUGUACUACGGUUUCACCUCUACCGAUCCUCUUCGCUACUGCACGGUUGCUCAAGCCGACAUCCUUUAGUUCAAAGAUUAAUCUCCGUUCAGUUUCAUCCAAAAAUGUCGCUUUAGGCAUCUUGAAACUUAAAAAACAAUCCCGCUUCGGAUACGUUGGUUAUGCAAGCACUCACUUACAACUGAUACACGAUUAAUGACAUAUUUUAAUGGUGUGUGUGAAUGCAACUCAAUAAAUGUUGCCAAAAUGGGUGUGCGCUUAUAGGAAUUUCUUGUUCAAAUAAAGAGAUUGUGUCACAAUAAAUCGAAAAAGCAACCAUACGAAUUCAAUAACACACAACUACAAUGUCAUAACUCAAGUAAUGUUUUGACAAAACAGCGAUGUAGUUAUAUGCAAUCAUUAGUUCAAUAUUAUAGAAAAUGAACGUGCGCUUAUAGGAAUUUCUGCCACUGUAGUCUAAAGUUGGUAAAUAAUAUCAAAGGAUAUAUGCCUUUUAUGAGAGCCUACAGAGUCUACGUACCAGCAAACAAGAUCGAGAUCAAUGACGUGGUUUUCGUGGAUCUGCUGAAAUAUAUGGUUGGUUAUUCUAAACACCCAUGCUUCAGUCAGUGAAGAUACUGGACUGGGAACAGUUGCCCUCAGCAGGACCUUCACCGGGUCUGCUUUACAUAACUAUCCCUUCUUUGACAAGGUUCAUCUACCUGUGCGCCUUUUUGUAUUGCGGGUCUUGAAUUGCAUUAAUUGUAAAUACAAUACAAUAGCCAUAAGAUUCAUUGCAAGAAAUGCGCGGGAAUCAUGUCGACGAUUCCUGUGGAAGGGAUGUUAAAAAGUGUUUCUAGUCUAGUCUAGUAGAGGAAGCCCACAUGAUCUCUAGGGCAAUACAAAUUUCUGCUCCCUCAACGCGUUUGAGCACUUUAGAUUACGGAAGUAUGAGUUGUUAGAAAAGACCAAUAACGCGGAUGGCGUGCUAUCGAGAGAAACAUCGAUGAGCCCGACAUAUGUGUAACCGAAAUAGUACUAACGAAAGUAUGGAACAUUCAAACCGAUGGAUAUUUAAUUUUGUCAAAAAAGUCUGGGCUCUUUGCUGGCUCAGACGACCUAUCGCGUCACGUUCCCCUACGAUAUUGCGAACAAACCAACGCCACAUAGGAGUAUUUGAUUGAAAAACCUGGACGAAAUUAUUUAAAUAAAAUGUCCAGUAGAAAUUAAUAUUCAAGCAAUAUUUUAUAUAAAACCAAAAUUUGAAGGUUUGUAUACAUUUACAAGUGCAGCAAAAGCUUUUUGGUCAACCAAAGAAAUGCCUUAACUACUAUGUAAAAACUAUAUUAUUACAUGUUGUAUUUUCAAAGGUUUGGUGUACAACAAUUUUCAUUAUUGAGGAUUUUGGUUGAUAGCAAUCAAGUUUAGCAGAAUUUAGGAUGUAAUAACCAGAAAAGUAAUUUGAAUUAUCACGGUAAUGUCUUCUAGUCAAGUUCGCCUCAUCAAAUUUGGAAAGAUUUUUUUUUCGGGAGAAUGAUUCUUAGCUUCUCAACGGGUCUUGAAUUUAAAAGUGUGAUUUCAAUCGCACAAUAAUGUCCCGGGUUGGACAGAUGCAAAUUCUACAUGUGGAAUAAUCUGCCUGACUCCCCGGAAAGACGUUUGCUGAACGUUUCUUCAGCGUAGUAGCCCUUCAUGAUUGAAAGCAAGUGAAGAUCAUCGCCAUCUCGAAUUUAAGAAAGCUUGCCUCCGAUCACAACUCGUAUCGGCCAAAUGAAAUGUUUUCCUGCUUCUGGAAGUAUCUUCAGAGAAGCACAAUCUAGCGCAAGUAGGGGAGCCGGGGCUAGUUGGCGGUUGGGGUAAUUUGGCGGAAUCUUCUUUUCUCCUUUCCUAUUAGACAUAAGGCGUUACCUCUCGUUGUGUACCUCAAGUAGUGUGAAACACAUUAUUCAGUGCGUUUUUGUUGCAAAACAUUUUGUUUUGCAGAAGUUGUGGGUGAUAUUGUGUUUUUGAGCAUACCAAAUAAAUCUGCCACAUUUUAAACACUUUGUGUUAUUUAAGGUAAUUUUCAAUCCAGUUCCCGAAUGAUUAUUUUUUUCGACAGUGCAUGAAAAUAUCUUUCAGUAUAUAGAUAUUAUAUCUACCCACGAACAAAAAUUAUAUUCAAAAUAUAUUUUUUUAUAAAAUAUGCGGUUGGAGUAAGUUGGCGGUGUCGCUCGCGGGGCAAGUUGGUGGUACUAUUUACGGUGCAAAAAAAGUCAUCAAAAAAUUUAAUUUUAAGUAUGCACUCCAAAGUAAGAAAAUCUUUUUCUUAUGUAUCUCGUCGAUGCAGGAAACAUUUACUUCGGCCAAUCGAAUGAAAAAUUUCAAAAAUUUGCUUUUGAAUAUGGAGUGCGCAUCAAAGUCAAAAUGCCGGGCCAUUAAUAUUGUAAUAGAAUAGCAAAUGUCGUACUGUUUGAAAUAAUUUGCCGACCGUAAAAUAUGACCAUCGUCGAUACGAACGAAACUUUGCAGUUGUGUUCGGUUUAUGAAUCUCCAUGUUUUUUCUCUGGCAAUUGCAAUAUUUUGCGACAAAAGCAAUUUUUUACAAGGGCGUAGACGUUUCUACGUGCAUAGAAUUCAAUUUUUUUUGUUCGAUUACUCUAUUUUAUACAACAAAACUAUCUAAGAACGAAUUACAGGGAAUGAACACGUCUGUACUAAAAUGUACACUGAAAAAAAGUUGUAAUUUUUCAUAAAAACAAAAAAUUGUGUCAUAAAUUUAAGUUGUAAAAAAAAUUUGCAAUAUCAUCUUGUUGUCAAAGGAAAAGUUACAGAACAGUUUAUGGGCCUUUCGAAAAAUGUAUUGUUGUUGAUGGAGAAACGCGAAUAACUUAUGAAAAGUCGUAAAAAUAAAAUAAUUGUAAUGUUAAAACAAAAUUUAAAAUAUCUCGAGGACUACUACAUUUCUUAAUUUUUUUUUCUUAGGAGCAUUCUGAUUUCAAAUGGCGUUUAAAAUCAUAUUCAAAAGGAAAAUUGUAUUUUUGACCGCAAAUAGUAUGAAUUAUGAAAAUAUGUCAAAACUUGUUAUUAGUAAAACUUUUAUUGAAAUCUUCUCCAUGAUCCAAAUAAACUGAAAAAGUUUCUUUUGUGGCUUAAAAGCGAUAAACACUACAGUUUUUACAUUUUAUGAUGAGGUAAAGCGAAUAACUUUUGAAAAGGGCGUAAUUACACGAAUUAAUUAUUUUUGUUGGAGCAAAAUUCCAAAUAUCUGGACAACUAUCGCAUUUUGUUAACUACAUUUUGAUUUAAGGGGGGCGUCUGGUGUAGAGGGCAAAAAAUAGACUUGUUUUUUAGCCGAAUAAUUGUUAGUAUUGAAACUCUAGAUAUGUCUUCCGCAAUCUCGCUGGCCACGCUUUCAAACAGCCAUGCACUCCACGUGCCUAUUUGCUAUAACACACGCAAAUUUCAAUCUAUCGGCAACAAUUUUCGAAAAACUGACAGCGAUAAAAAUACAGUCUAAACAUACACUCUAAACUACUUUUACCCAAUUUUUCAAGAGAAAAUGUCCAAUUGUUCAUUUUCUACAAAGUUUGUCCGUGGUGCAAUUUGAUGUGGAACACCCUUUAAAAGCGUUUUUCUCGAAACCGCGUUUUUUCAAAUUGGCGUAAUCAACGAAUUGACUGGAUUUUUUUUAUCCGGAUGACCAAUAUAUGUAGCCUGUCGAUGAUCUACAGAAAACUGAAUAAUUUUUUUUUUCUCCCUACUAUUUUGAAAAAAACCGAUUUAAUCCACCUAGCAGUGAGAUGAGACAUUUCUUACACAUAUCACUGUUGGAUCAUUCCUUAGUUUGCAGAACUCAUGCGAAGUAGUAAAUCAAAAUUAUAAAAUACACGAAACAAAUUAUAUUAGCUUAAUUAAUGAAAAUUUAGACUAUACUUAGAAAUAAGUAUAAGAUUAAUAGAAUGAAUUGACUCAAACUAACAA